AAACGUUGAGUUUAAAGGAAGAAGAGAUUUCUGACACAGCAGGGAGUCGACAGCCAGACCACCAAGGUUCCUGGUUCCCCUCUGUGGCUCGGACCCGGCUCCAGCCACGGAGGUUCUGGAAGGAUGUCGUCCUUCCAGAAGAUUUUCCUAUUUGACACAAAGUGACUUCACCCAGCAGAGACGCGGCCUGAGAUCAAACAGGCUGUUAAACUCUGCAGCAGCUCAUUGUCACCAUGGAGACAAAUGUGCAGCAGGUCAAAGAGAAAUUCAACCAGGAAUCAGCAGAUCAGACUGAAGCCGUCUGUCAGUUCCACACCAGGUCCAUCAGAACCAUCAGAACCAGGACGGCUCCAUGUUUGGCAGAGAGGAGCUGCUCUGAGUCUCUGACCUGCCAGCUGUUGGGAAUCGAUUUCUUCCUGCCAAACAAACUGUGGAACAUCUUCUUGGACCACAAGCCAGUAACUGACGCACCAUGGCUCUGAAGAGGUCGGCAUCGUUGCUGCUGGCUUCACUGAUCGUCUUUCACUUUGUGCAGUCGGAUCCUUUGACCUCAGCCGCCGGUUUGCAGCUGCCGUCUGGAAGUAAAGAGAAAACAGAGAAGAUCCUAAAUUUUGGGAAAGACUCUCUCUUUCUUCUCAAAGACUUCAUGGAAAGCUUCGACUCUACGAAGGUGACAGCAGUCAUGAAGGGUAUCUCCAGCUUUGCUGCUUUUGCACCAAAAGUUGGACCUGUAGUCUCCUCAAUCAUCAACGUGAUCCUGGCCUUUAUCCCUGAGGAAAACCCGGUGCUGAAAGAGGUGAAGAAAGGCUUUGCUGAGGUGAACCAGAAACUAGACUCUCUCUACAUCAAGAUCUCCAACCUGGCAACAGAUGUAAAAUGGUUCAACUAUGCCAGCGUCUACUCCCAAGACGAACGAAACAUCCUCAAUACCUGGAAGAAGUUUAGUGAGUUUAUGGAUAGAAGAGCAUCACCGAGUCCUGAGGAAACAAAUCAACAGGUUAAAGAGUUCACCAGCUUCUACGAAAGACAAAGAACCGAGUCCAGUGUGUUGAAUCUUUACCACUACCUAACAGUGGAGGGCAUAUCUCUGAGCGAAAACAUCAACAGUCUGCUGAAGGACAAGUUCAAAUGUGACGUUUCUGUGAUUAGCAGAUAUAACUUGUACUUGAGCAGCUUGUUUUGGAAGGGAAUGGUUCUCACCCAGUUCUACUGGAAACUCACUGGUGUCAACACUAACGGCAAAGAAGCUGAACAUGUACAGAUGUUCAAAAAGGUUUCUGAGGCUCAGCUGUCAGCUGUGGACUUCUGCCUCAACAACUACCGGCAAUACUUAGAGAAAGACGUGGAGGAACUCAUCACAGAUUCCAGGUCUGACGAAGCGUCUCUCGCUCGUAAGGUGAAACAAGCUUUGGACCUGAAGUACAGCUGGUACAACUGGGUGGUGGUGGUGUUUGACAGCAGCCAGUCCAAAAAUCACAAGCUCCACACUGAGUUUACCUUCACAACUAGUCAGUUUGUAGUGGGCAUAAGCUCCACUAUAAAGGCAGAUCUGAUGCAUGUUGAUGAAGUGAAGAAUACAGCCAGCGACUGUUUUGAAAAAAAGGAUUGUGAAAUCCAAAUGACCGCACAGAGAUGCAGCCAUAAAUGGUAUUCAAAGGAUCGUGGUGAAGAAAUUACUAUUCCUCUGGAAAAAUAUGCUGAAGUUACACAAGUUGCAUAUAAAAAGCAGUUUGUUGAGGUUCCAGAGCCGUUUCACAGAGUGAAGUGUUACUGGGACGGAUAUGAAAGUUGGAUUUCUCUUCAUUACUCCAGACAGUCGUCUGUCUGCGUCACCAAUCGAUGUCAGAACGACGGAAAAUGUAAGAGGCUGCUGAGAUCCAACGAGUGGCUGUGUGAGUGUCAGGACGGUUACUAUGGAGACACAUGUGAUAAAAUAAUCAACAUGACAUUGCCUGGCCCAACCAGCCGAAUUGAGCAUAAACAGUUGAUCAUAAUCGGCGGCAGUAUUUCUGGUUUGAUUUUUGUGUUUGUUUUGGUGCUGGUGUUGGUUCUGAAACGUAAAAAGUGUUUGUCAUGCUGUCGACUCAACGGUUCACGCCAGAAGUCAGAAAACGUGGAAAACAAGGUUCAGAGGAUGAUGGAGUUUCAUGAAAUGAGCCUCAGUGUUCAUGUCAGAGAGAUCAGCACUGGGAGAAAAUGAGCAGCUGUUCGAUCAGAUUCUUUCACAGUGAGUCCGACUCCUUUUGGUUCGGUUCUGUUUGUAUUCUGAUGCACUUUGAUGUGAACAGAACAUACACAAUCUGUUCAUGUUCAUUUACUGCCUUGUAUUGAUUAUUGUUCAAAAUGUCUUGCCAUAUCGUUUCAUUGUUUGAUAUCUAAUCAGAUCGAUCAACCAGCCGUCAAUAAUUCGGCUCCUGGGUUUUCUUGGUUGGUUCCUUCCUGUUGCUCCUCUUUCAUAUGAAAUGUUUUUAUUCUUUCACAGUUUUGCUCUGCGUUCAACAUAAAAUCACUUUAAAGUUAGUUUGGAUGUAUUCGCUUUUUCAUGUGUGUUGAUGUUUUUUGAAGAUGUUCAGUUUUGUGACAAAACAGGACAUGAAAAUAUUUUAAAUAAAAUUAUUCACAGAA
Molecule: messenger RNA, 2625 nt
Organism: Gambusia affinis (western mosquitofish)
Lineage: Eukaryota; Metazoa; Chordata; Actinopteri; Cyprinodontiformes; Poeciliidae
Exons: 5
Coding region: 473-2200 (575 amino acids)
Source: RefSeq, a predicted model, not a curated record